ACGACGCGCUGCCUGCUGCUCUUCCGGCCAUGUGUUUACACCCAGCAAUCCAGUCCUAAAUGUAAACAGAGUCUUGACAGUUCAUGUCGUGUCUCUUUGAAAUGUUUCUUGAAAAUGUGAGACCGUUUGUGUAUGGCUCGUGUUUCAGAUACAAAUGUUGUUGUGUUCUCGUGCCGGUUUGAAAUCCCCCGAGCGUUUCUUGCUACACCGGGCGCACUGCUAACGUUAGCUAACAUUGACUAGCCAAACAGUGAUGACCGCUGGACACUUCUGCAGUUGCUCAGCUUCUCAGGGUCGGACGGGGUUUUUUAAACAAGAGGUUAAAUGAUGGGGUCCGUACGCUGGGCCUUUCGGUGUGGCUCGUGGACCCCGAGCCGGGCCGAGUGGCUGCUCGCCGCUCGGUGUGUCCAGCAGGAGGAGAAGGACAGAAUCGGACAGUUCAUGUUUGCUAAGGAUGCCAAGUCAGCCAUGGCUGGCAGGCUGUUACUGAGGAGGCUGGUGUGUGACAGGAUGGGGGUUCCCUGGUCAGAGAUCCGCCUGGAGCGCUCCCCCAGAGGGAAGCCUUACCUGGCAGCACCGGUGCAGGUCACUGCAGAUUCGGGGGCUGAGCCCUGGGCUUGGAGCUUCAACCUCUCCCACCAGGGCGACUACACUGUUCUCGCUGCAGAGCAGGGGCUGCAGGUCGGUGUGGAUGUCAUGAAGACCACCAUGCCAGGUAGCACCUCCGUGUCCGAGUUUUUCCGCAUCAUGACUCGUCAGUUUACAGAGCAUGAGUGGAGCGUCAUCCAAUCAGCCGGCUCGGAACGCCAGCAACUCGCCGCCUUCUACCGCCACUGGGCGCUGAAGGAGAGCUUCAUUAAGGCCAUCGGCACAGGGCUGGGCUUCAACCUGCAGAGGGUGGAGUUUCACCUUUCCUCUGAGCCCGUUACACAGGAGCGGGCGCUGCGCCAGACCAAGAUGCAUCUGGAUGAAGAGGAGGAAGAGGACUGGAUAUUCGAAGAGAGCUUAUUGGAUGCAGAUCAUCAUGUUGCUGUGGCGCUCGGACCACCAGAUAAAGCUGGAGCUGGGCCUCCACUGUCAUCUCUUCCUCCUCCCUCCACGUUUACGCUGCUGUCGUUCAGUGACCUCAUCAGCUCGGCCUCACCCCUGACAGAGGAGGACCCCGCCUACUGGGACAGCUUCAGCAGGAAGGCCAUAGCGCCAGAGAGACAGUCAGACACACACACACCCAAGUAAACUGGCCAGACCAGACUACGGUGGAGAGACGAAAAGACACACACCUGGCAGCGCAGCACUGAUGCUGAACCAUACUUGGAAAAGUGCAAAGAAAGAAGCGAAACUCUAGAGAAACAUAACACUGCUGUCUGGAGAACUGACGUUAAAAAACACACCAUGACAUAAUGUCAUGAUUCAUUUCGUCAGACCUAUACAAACAUGAAUUCUGCACUGAGCUGCUCAUUACUGAUGCCUGUAAGCCUCCACAGCCUGAUGGCAGCCAGGAGAGAGACCAGGGACUGAAACAAUAGGUAGAUAAUAGCUAUAAUCAGUAAUAAAUGGUGUACAAUGUGCAGUAUGUCAGAUAAGAACUGCAGUAUUAAUAAAGAGUUAAUGGAUUAUGAUGUAUGAUUGUCAGUUCAGCACGUUUCUUGUCCCAAAAAGAGAAAUUCACUUGGCAGCCAGGUGUAAAAGCAUAACAAACACAGCAACAUACAGCACACACACCGCACAUUUCAUAUUCAGUUAGAAGCAGUAGACUUCAGUACACUUAUGACCCUGGGAAUUAAUGAAUUUGAGUAUUAUCCUCGCCUUCCAGGUGACAGAUGAAUAUCUUGUUUAUUGAGAUUUGUAAUUUUAUGUCUGCUUACACACUUGCUAGGUGAGGCCAUUGCGUAGUGAUACAGAAACAAAGUAGUUCCACUAGUUAGCCAGUAAGGGGGCUGGAAAAAAAGUGUAGAUAUUGAAUCCCAAACAAAAACUGUGUUGCUGUGCAUCCUUCAAAACAUUUUUUUUUUCAGCUUUGGGUUGCUGGUCAAAACCAUAUUGUUUGGUGGGUCAGGAUCUACAGGGUGUCCAUAAAGUCUCUUUACAAUUUAACAAAUUUAUUACAAAAGCAAAUGAACAGAGAAAUCUGUGGAAAUUAUCACAAAAUGAGG
This is a messenger RNA of Myripristis murdjan (pinecone soldierfish), 2153 nucleotides long. It is a transcript of the gene aasdhppt, whose product is annotated as aminoadipate-semialdehyde dehydrogenase-phosphopantetheinyl transferase. Lineage: Eukaryota; Metazoa; Chordata; Actinopteri; Holocentriformes; Holocentridae. Gene Ontology annotation, molecular function: holo-[acyl-carrier-protein] synthase activity; magnesium ion binding. Gene Ontology annotation, cellular component: cytosol. The record is from RefSeq and is a predicted model, not a curated record. The transcript has 7 exons. The coding region runs from base 325 to 1236 and encodes 303 amino acids.